This is a messenger RNA of Saccharomyces kudriavzevii IFO 1802, 963 nucleotides long. RefSeq names its product methylenetetrahydrofolate dehydrogenase (NAD(+)) (gene MTD1). The record is from RefSeq and is a predicted model, not a curated record. NCBI's taxonomy places the organism in Eukaryota, Fungi, Ascomycota, Saccharomycetes, Saccharomycetales, Saccharomycetaceae. The coding region runs from base 1 to 963 and encodes 320 amino acids. The transcript has a single exon. Gene Ontology annotation, molecular function: methylenetetrahydrofolate dehydrogenase (NAD+) activity; methylenetetrahydrofolate dehydrogenase (NADP+) activity. Gene Ontology annotation, cellular component: cytosol. Gene Ontology annotation, biological process: purine nucleobase biosynthetic process.
AUGUCGAAGCCUGGUCGUACUAUUUUAGCAAGCAAGGUCGCUGAAACCUUUAAUACCGAGAUCGUCAACAACGUGGAAGAAUACAAGAAGACACAUAACGGCCAAGGCCCUCUGCUUGUCGGGUUCCUGGCUAAUAGCGAUCCUGCUGCCAGAAUGUAUGCCUCAUGGACCCAAAAGACCAGCGAGUCAAUGGGGUUCCGUUACGAUUUAAGAAUCAUUGAAGAUAAGGAUUUCUUGGAGGAAGCUAUAAUACAGGCUAAUAACGAUGACUCCGUGAACGGUAUUAUGGUAUACUUCCCGGUUUUCGGCAAUGCUCAAGAUCAGUACUUGCAACAGGUUGUAUGCAAGGAAAAAGAUGUUGAAGGGUUGAACCACGUUUACUACCAAAAUCUCUAUCAUAACGUCAGAUAUCUGGACAAGGAAAACCGCUUGAAGUCCAUUUUGCCCUGCACACCGCUGGCCAUCGUCAAGAUAUUGGAAUUCCUAAAAAUCUACAACAAUUUGUUGCCCGAGGGGAACAGGCUGUAUGGGAAGAAAUGCAUAGUAAUAAAUAGAUCAGAAAUUGUCGGUAGGCCACUGGCGGCUCUUUUGGCCAAUGACGGGGCGAUAGUGUACUCAGUGGACAUCAACAACAUUCAGAAAUUCACCCGUGGUGAACGUUUGAAAUUGAACAAGCAUCAUGUGGAAGACCUUGGCGAAUUUUCCGAGGACCUGUUGAAAAAAUGCUCUCUUGACGCAGACGUGGUCAUCACUGGUGUCCCUAGCGAGAGCUAUAAAUUCCCCACCGAGUACAUCAAAGACGGUACUGUAUGCAUCAACUUUGCAUGUACCAAGAACUUCAGCGACGACGUUAAGGAAAAGGCUUCCCUUUACGUUCCCAUGACUGGUAAAGUCACCAUCGCUAUGUUGUUGCGAAACAUGUUGCGUUUGGUAAGAAACGUAGAAUUAUCUAAGGAAAAUUAA